AUACAAACGCGUUUAAAAACGCAAGCGGGCGCUGUUUCUUAAUGCACUACUGCUGACUGUCAGCAGCACACCCUCUUGUGGAGUUGUUGGUUGCCUGCCUGGCGUUGCCAAGGAAGUCAAGUAAGUUUGCUUCUUCAGCGAGCUGGAGGUGAAGGAGAGCUGCUUCACCCUCAAAAUAUGUCAUUUUAUACUUCUCACAUAUGUAUAUUUAUACUUUGCAAAGGGAAGAACGCUACAUUUUGAGUGUAGCGGUAGCUAACAGAUGUGUGACCAUCGUGUGACAGGGAAUUUAACAUCGCUUUGAGGGACAGAGAUAUCAAUGUCAGCUGGAAUCACUCAUCAGAAUAGUAGCGCACUAUUAAUGAAUUUCAGUCUUAGUUCACGUUUGAUCGGAGCUUAUUUUUUAAUAAUAGUUGUGUUUUUAUUUUUACUGUUUGUACAGUAAUGUUGCUAGUUGUAGCCUAUUGGUUGUUGUUGAUAACAUUGUUAAUUUAAGACGCCUGUUUAAUACAUAGAUGUCUUUUGCUAAAUAGACAUUUUGUUAGAUGUUUAAUGUAUUAUUAAUCCGUUGAUGUUUUAAUACAGCCUAACGUAGGACUGCAACUAACUGUUUAUGUGUUUCUGCAAAGCAUUCUUCCUCUUAUCAUCACCUUUUAGCUGUUAACACCAGGAUGUAAUCAUCUGAGUAUCAUGGGACUUGUUUACAUCUAAAACCAAGUCUGCCAAUAGGAUGAGUGAGCAUGGAGACAGCAUCGUCCCAUUUAACCCCACAGAACUCAGGUCAGGAGAACCAGCUUGUAAAACAGAUAUUACUGUUCUAAGUGUAGACCUGAGGACAGAGAAGAGCAACAAGGAGGAGCUCAAAGACAUCAAGAAGCCAUAUGAAGGUAGCAGUCUACUUCAGGAUGAGCAUAACAACGAUGCCAAGCUUAGUCCAUUUAAGCCUCAACCUCCCUCUCUUCCGAAGCCUGUGGGAUUGGGAAUGGGGGGUAAAAACAUCUCAUUUGAAGAGAAGGUGAGGGGGAGAAGAUUGAGGAACAGCCAGCAGAGUCUCACCGACCCAGGCGAGACGGGCUCUUCCACCGAUUCGCUUAAAGAAGACUCCUCAUCAAAUGGCCAAGGCCUUGCAUCCGGACAUCCCCUCGAUCUCCCACCCAUGGAGACACCACCGUUCAGGACCGGUAGCUUCUCAGAGACUGACAAUGAGCAUAGUGAUCCAAAUAAAGAGCGUUUGAAACCGUCCAGAAUUAUUCUGUCCCCACUGCAGACCAGUGGCACAUAUCCUCCUCUGGAGAACAGCGCAGCCUCCACGUCCUUAAGGACAGCUAAUCGGAUUGACAGGGAUUGUUUGGAUUACAGUGCGGUGGGGAGAAGGGGGCGGUCGGAGAGGCUUCAGAGGAAUCUGAGCGAUAGCCGGCUGUUGGACACCAUGGUGUCAGACAGUGCCUCUGUCCAUUCCAUGAAGUCCACCUAUAGCGUUCUGAACCCCAUCAGACCCCGGGAUGUGAGGAACAGGAGCUUUCUGGAGGGCAGUGUUUUGGGUAACGGUGCCUUGCUGGGGGCAGAAGAGCUAGACCGCUACUUCCCAGAGAGACGGCUCGGUAUCUACAUCGCCACAUGGAACAUGCAGGGAGAGAAGGGUCUUCCAUACAACCUAGAUGAUCUGCUGCUCCCAACCGACACAGACUUUGCACAGGAUGUCUAUGUCAUAGGAGUUCAGGAAGGGUGUCCGGAUAGGAGGGAGUGGGAGAUCCGCCUGCAGGAAACUCUUGGGCCAUAUUACGUGAUGCUGUAUGCAGCAGCCCAUGGCGUUCUCUAUCUCACUAUAUUUGUCAGGAGAGAUCUCAUAUGGUUCUGUUCAGAGGUGGAACAUGCUACAGUCACAACCAGAAUUAUUUCUCAGAUUAAGACUAAAGGAGCUGUGGGUAUCGGCUUCACUUUCUUUGGGACAUCCUUCCUCUUUAUUACGUCCCAUUUCACCUCUGGAGAUUCUAAAGUAUAUGAGAGGAUCUUAGAUUACGACAAAAUCAUAGAAGCUUUGGCACUUCCUAGAAACCUUCCUGAUACCAACCCUUACCGCUCCACAACAUCUGAUGUCACAACCCGGUAUGAUGAAGUCUUCUGGUUUGGAGAUUUUAACUUCCGGCUGAAUAAAGCCAGAGGAGAGGUGGAGGCCAUUCUGAAUCAGGGUGUGGGCGCAGAUAUGAGCCCACUAUUACAACAUGACCAGCUGUUGAAAGAGUUGAAAGAAGGUUCCAUUUUUCAAGGGUUUCAGGAAGCAGCUAUUCAGUUUCCUCCUACGUACAAGUUUGACAUUGGUUGUGACGUCUAUGACACCACCACAAAGCAGAGAACACCCUCAUAUACAGAUCGGAUUCUGUAUCGAAACAGACAAGCAGAUGACAUUAAAGUGGUCAAGUAUACAUCUUGCUCGUCCAUUAAGACAUCAGAUCACCAGCCUGUCAUUGGCAUGUUUCAGGUCAAACUUCGUCCAGGCAGAGAUAACAUUCCUUUGGGUGCUGGCCAGUUUGACAGGAGCCUGUAUCUAGAAGGAAUCCGAAGGAGAAUCACCAGGGAGCUGAAAAAGAGAGAGGCAGCCAUGAAAAACCAGAAUAACAGCACGGUUUGCAGCAUAUCCUGAUCAGGGACCAGCGUGCGAGAGCCGUAGGGUGCUAAAACGGAUCCUUUCAGACACCAAGGUAGUGACUUGGAAAGCUGGACUUUCGGGAGCAAAGGAUAACUCAGUACUACAGAUGGCAAGUGCACAGUCCAGGGACUAAAAUACUUCUGCUGGACAUUUAGCAGCUAGUAUUGGAACUAUAAAAUAUUAUAUAAAUAUACAUUUUACUGACCAGAGUAAGUGAAGUUAACUGUACUGUACAUCCGUUAUUCCUAAUUCAUUUUUUGUAUUAUUUCAUAUUCUGGUAUUUAACUUGCAAGCCAAAAUGGUCUGUUCUGUGUAUGGUUUCAAAUGAUAGUGUUUCAUGGCCUUGUUAAACCAUUAACUGGUACUGUAAACACAUACCAGUACCAGGUAGCUGAUCCUGCUCAUUUUAUUGGCUCCUGAGUCUCAUUUUUGAAGUUUUACUUAAUGUGCUAACAGUUGUACUCCUUUAUAAAAGGGAACUGUACUGUAGCAUCAUUACCAGCAUAAUGAGGUAGAAUUUGUGUUAGCAGCUGUUUUUAUUUAUGGAUUGUCAUUGGUAGGUCAAUGUGGGAUCAUGUAGAGGCUGACCUUGGGUUAAAUUGUGUGCAGAAUCUUAAGUGAGGAGGCACAGACUAUACUUGAGUUUACUGCCUUAACAUAUCCAAUUUAAUUCAGCUUACUUGAUGUCAAGUGUGAUAUAUGGGAGCAGGAACGACCAUAGUAUUGGUAUUGCUUGCGCAUGGAUCUCAGUGACUGUGGUGUAAUAGUAAGUCAUGCAUUCACAUCAUGAAUUUCAGUUCUAUUUGUACUGAAAGUGCCUGCGAUCUCUCUCAUGACUGCCUCAGUGACUUCAAAUACAUUCUGCUGUUUAAAACCAAACAAUAGCCUGUUAUAAAUGUUUGUUUACUAUGUAAAGUAAUAUAAAAACUCAUACUUGAAGUGUUAUUUCUUAUGAGAUUGUUUCAGUUACACAAUUUGAACCAAAUAUGUUUUGGGAUUCAAACAUAAACCAAGGAACCGG
Sinocyclocheilus anshuiensis is the source of this 3668-nucleotide messenger RNA. RefSeq names its product 72 kDa inositol polyphosphate 5-phosphatase-like. Gene Ontology annotation, cellular component: nucleus; axoneme; Golgi apparatus. The coding region runs from base 731 to 2641 and encodes 636 amino acids. The transcript has 11 exons. Gene Ontology annotation, molecular function: phosphatidylinositol-4,5-bisphosphate 5-phosphatase activity; inositol-polyphosphate 5-phosphatase activity. Lineage: Eukaryota; Metazoa; Chordata; Actinopteri; Cypriniformes; Cyprinidae. The record is from RefSeq and is a predicted model, not a curated record. Gene Ontology annotation, biological process: phosphatidylinositol dephosphorylation.